Melampsora larici-populina 98AG31 is the source of this 429-nucleotide messenger RNA. RefSeq lists its product as uncharacterized. The coding region runs from base 1 to 429 and encodes 142 amino acids. NCBI's taxonomy places the organism in Eukaryota, Fungi, Basidiomycota, Pucciniomycetes, Pucciniales, Melampsoraceae. The transcript is spliced from 4 exons. The record is from RefSeq and is a predicted model, not a curated record.
AUGUCACAGUAUGCAACAUAUACCAAAGUAGUUAAUGCAUGGGUACAUUCAGAUCAACUUUACCUCUCAUCUGCAAGUGGAGAGGCGCUAAGAAAUACUCCACCGGUGACUCCACAGAUGUUAGCUGUGGGGGGAAAUGGUACGGCUGGUGUCAAUUCUGGUUUAACUGAGUAUCUUUCCAAUAACCGAGGUAAAAGGUUUGGAAUCGGGAUCCUGGAUUGGUACGCUAGUAGUCCCAAAUUCGUUUUAAUUUCGGGUUCAAACCCUAAACUUAAUUUUAUCGUUCUCCUCCCUCUAUUUAACAGCAAUGUGAAGAAAACAGAAAAUUUGGAUUGUAUGAGUAAAAUUUUGAAUAAAGAGAUCUCUGGUUAUAUACACAGCAGUGGCCAAGACGAGCAGAGGAAGUUACAUGUAUUGUUCACAUCAUAG